Molecule: messenger RNA, 649 nt
Organism: Populus euphratica (Euphrates poplar)
Lineage: Eukaryota; Viridiplantae; Streptophyta; Magnoliopsida; Malpighiales; Salicaceae
Product: histone H3.3
Exons: 2
Coding region: 109-519 (136 amino acids)
Cellular component (GO): nucleosome
Molecular function (GO): structural constituent of chromatin; DNA binding; protein heterodimerization activity
Source: RefSeq, a predicted model, not a curated record
GUCCCUCACCCACGUUGCCCUCGUGAUGAGCCUCUAUAAAUAGUCGACAAUCCGUAAAUCUAACCAAGAUUCCUUUCCUCUUCUCGGAGUUUCGGCAAGUCGUUCGAGAUGGCUCGUACAAAGCAAACAGCGCGUAAAUCUACGGGUGGCAAGGCUCCAAGGAAGCAGCUCGCCACCAAGGCUGCACGCAAGUCAGCACCAACAACAGGAGGCGUGAAGAAGCCACACCGAUACAGGCCCGGAACAGUUGCUCUUCGUGAAAUCCGCAAGUACCAGAAGAGUACUGAACUGCUCAUCAGGAAACUCCCAUUCCAGAGGCUUGUUCGUGAAAUUGCUCAGGAUUUCAAGACUGAUUUGAGAUUCCAGAGCCAUGCUGUUUUGGCUUUGCAAGAGGCAGCUGAAGCUUACCUUGUUGGCUUGUUUGAGGACACUAAUCUUUGUGCUAUCCAUGCCAAGCGUGUUACUAUCAUGCCUAAGGAUAUCCAGCUCGCCAGGAGGAUUCGUGGUGAGAGGGCUUAGGUGUUGAAAGCAAGCUGUAAUUUCUUAUUUUAUAUGUGUGUGAUCAAUAAUGACUUAUAGGCACUUCUAAAAUGUUUGAAGGUUUGCUGUUGAAUUCUCAUUAAUCUAAUAGCAUUGACGUUGUUAAACA